Messenger RNA from Vanessa atalanta (red admiral), 1241 nucleotides. Its product is annotated as serine protease gd-like. NCBI's taxonomy places the organism in Eukaryota, Metazoa, Arthropoda, Insecta, Lepidoptera, Nymphalidae. Gene Ontology annotation, biological process: proteolysis. The transcript has 6 exons. Gene Ontology annotation, molecular function: serine-type endopeptidase activity. Bases 36 to 1241 code for a protein of 401 amino acids. The record is from RefSeq and is a predicted model, not a curated record.
CACAACUCGAAGACAGGUUCAAUAAAAAAUAAAAAAUGAAACUAAACUUAUCGCUAAUGAAAUUAAUAAUUAAAUUAUUAAUCCUAUUGAUACUCAUAGUGAUGUUAUUCAUAAUAGUGAUGUUCUUAUACAGUGCAAAAUACUGGCCGGACAUUUAUAAUUUUAUCAACGCUAAUGUAACUAUAACACACAUACCGAAAAUAUCAGAAAUCGAAAAAUCGACAAGUUUCGAUGAAACGACGGAAUAUUAUGGAACAACAAACGUAUAUGAUACAACCGAUAUAUCGAUAUCGAUCGAUGUUUUCGAUGACGACUAUUUCAAUUUCGACGACGUUGAAAAUGAAAGGAAGAAAAGAAAUUCGAUAUUCAUUGAAACCAAAGAUUAUAGUGAAGUUCCUGAGAAGAAAACUAUAGUAGAUUAUUUUUUUAAUAUCGAUGAUGAGAAUCUCGAAGAAAUAAACGAUUCAAUUGAUGAAAGUAAAUUGACAACUACUGGUAUGGAAGACGUGGAAAUUAUUACUGGAAGAGUUUUGAAUGCGCAUGGUUAUUUGGAAAAUAUGGAAGAUAACGUAACGGAGACUUUGGGCCAGAUCGUCUUCCCCUGGGUGGCGGCAAUUUAUGUCAAGAACGAUACAAGUAAUCAAUUCGACUAUUACUGUGAUGGCGCUUUGGUGUCAACUGGUGCGGUUCUUACUGCUGCCCGCUGCAUCCAAAACGGUAAAAUGCAAGCGAAGCCAGAAGAGUUAUUAGUAUUAUUGGGGAAAACUUCGCUUAACUCGAUGAACGAAUACGAGAGAUUUGUUAAGGUAGAAGACGUCAUAUUACAUGACAACUACACAAUGGAUGGAUUCGAAAACGAUAUUGCAAUUCUUGUAAUGGAAGAUCCGGUGGUAUUCAGCGAGCGGAUACAGGCUGCCUGCCUCGGGAUAGAGGACUACAAAGAGUCGAUCACAACUGGUUGGGCAGCUACAGGGGACUUGACUCUGAUUCCCUUAAAUACAGAUGAAAGUAUGAAGUGUAACGAUAUUGGAGGGAACAGGACCUACUGCGCUGUUUAUGGACGUGAUAUCAAAGUAUGUCCAAGUUACGGUGGUUUACACGUAACGAGACACGAGGACACAUGGCAUCUUCACGGUAUACGUCACGCUGACCCAAGCGACCGUGGACUUUGUGUGGAUAACGUUAUCACUUUUACAGACUUGACUGACUACAUUAAUUGGAUUAAACAAUAUAUUGAAUAA